Messenger RNA from Striga asiatica, 3619 nucleotides. Lineage: Eukaryota; Viridiplantae; Streptophyta; Magnoliopsida; Lamiales; Orobanchaceae. The record is from the annotation of a GenBank genome assembly.
GUGAAUUAUUGAGGGGCGUCGAUAGAGAAAGACGCAAAGAGAUCAGGGACCAAACUGCAAAUGUAGCUUUCACACACAGCAGUACACACAGUUAGGUGUAGCGAGUCCACUGAUAUAAACUGAUGACAGCAGAAAGAGCACAAAAAAAGGCGAACCCAUUUUUCCAUUUACACUGAAACACAGACACUGUGGAGAGAGAAAGUAAUCAGAAGCGUAGGCUUUGACCGCCAUUGAAAUCGGAGCUUUCAGCAGGAAAAAAAAGAAGGAAAAAAAAGGAGAAUUUUUAGCUGCAGCUGCAAGAAGCCUUCAUUUAUCUCCUUAUUUUCUUCGUAUCCUGCAGACCCAACGAGUUCUUGAAGCAUUUCUACAAUGGUAACUGGCAAAUAGUGCCGGAAUUUCGUUCGGGUUGUUCGAAUUUUCCGGUUGCUCUAGGCGGCGGUUGAGCUGGGUAUUGGCGUCCCUUUUGUACAUUGUAAUUUCUCCGGCGACAUUCAAAAAGAUUUCGAAUUCUAUUUCCGUUCCGAUUUUUUUUUCUUAGGUGUCAUUUCCAAUUCGCAUUGCGAGCAAUUUUGGGCGUUUUUCGAGUUAUCUGAAGUGAGGUUCGAACAUCGGUGCCUUGACUUUUUAUUGGGCAUCACGAAUUGAACGUAGAUUUAGCUGUCUAGAUCCCCAGUUCAUGGAAGGAGGAUUUGAGGUGAGCCCACCACAGUUUGGAUCCGAAAUUUCCGGGCCCGAGCCCGGGCAAAUGGAUCUCCGGAUUGAGGAAAUCCAUAGCAUGAUAUCCGGCCCACUGGAGACGGAAGGCAGCUCGUUCACGGCACUCCUUGAGCUUCCUCCGCCGCAGGCUAUGGAGCUCUUGAUCAAGGAGGACUUUCCGGCGAAGUCCAUGCCCCCUCCGAUUUUUCCUUCCAAUAUUGCCCUCGUUGACCGAGCCUCCCGGCUCUCCACCUACGCUCCGGCUGGUGAUUCCGUAGAGAGUACGAUGAUUUUGUCGGCUUCAAGCUCGAUGAAGCUAGAUUUAGUGAAGCAAGAGCCGCCUGAGUCGUACUCACACCUGAAUUCCUCUUCACCGGCUGUUUCGAAUCAGAGUUUGAAGUCUGGCAAGCGGAAGGAGAGGGAAAAGAAGGUUAAAGAACCAACUAAAAAGAACAAAAAAGCAGUAGCAAAUGAAGCUUCUGAAGCGAGUGGUGAGAAGCUGCCGUAUGUUCAUGUCAGAGCCCGUCGUGGGCAAGCCACUGAUAGCCAUAGCUUAGCUGAGAGGGCCAGGAGAGAGAAGAUCAAUGCCAGGAUGAAGCUAUUGCAGGAACUGGUCCCAGGAUGCAACAAGAUUUCUGGUACUGCAAUGGUGCUGGAUGAGAUCAUAAAUCAUGUACAAGCACUUCAACGACAAGUGGAGUUCUUGUCUAUGAGACUUGCUGCUGUCAACCCAAGAGUUGAUUUCAACCUUGAUGCUCUCCUUGCUGUAGAAAAUGGAUCAUCGAUGGAUAAUAGCUACGCUGGCAUGUUUGAUCCUCCUGUUUGGCCCGAGGGACAAAUCAACACUAACAGAUAUCACCAGCAGUUGCAUGUUGACGGGCUUCAACAGUCUUUAUGGGCUAGAGAAGAAGACACCUCUAACUUUAUUAAUCAAGAUCACUCGCUUUUAAGCUACGACUCCCCAGCAAACUCCGACUCCAGCACUUGGCCACAUUCACCAAAGCAAACUAUGCUUAGAACUAUGUUCAGAUUUUCUUGUCGUCAUCCCAAACAAACAAACACGCCCUUUCUCGAAUCCCAUCCUCUAACAACACAGUCGCUGGACGACCUAAACCAGGCAUUGCAAGAAAUGUCAGCUUGGGGUCUUGACACGAACUUCAAAGACUACGAUGCUGUCCUGAACGAGUGCGUGAACCAAAAAUCUUUGAGAGGCGGCCAAAGGGUGCAGGCUCACAUGAUGAAGACCCAUUUUCUUCCCUCCGUGCACCACAGGACGAGGAUGAUCGUGCUGUAUUUGAAGUGCCAGUUGCUGGGCGAUGCUCGAAUGGUGUUCGACGAAAUGCGUGAAAGAAACGUGGUUUCUUGGACCGCCAUGAUUUCUGGGUACAACAAAAGUGGGUCCCAUUCCGAAGCUCUUGGCCUCUUUGUUCAGAUGCUGAGAUCAGGUACAUCCCCAAACGAGUUCACUUUCGCAACCGUGCUCACCUCCUCUGCGGGCCCCCACGGGCUCGAGCACGGACGGCAAAUCCACUCGCUUAUUGCCAAGAGCCCGUUCGAAUUCCACGUGUACGUAGGCAGCUCGCUUCUCGACUUGUAUGCCAAAUACGGAAAAGCCCGUGAAGCCCGGGCCAUUUUUGACCGUUUGCCCGACCAAGAUGUCGUUUCUUGCACCGCAAUGAUUUCGGGCUACGCUCAGUCGGGCCUCGACUUCGAGGCCCUCGAGCUUUUCCGUGUGUUGCAGAGAGAAGGCAUGGCUUCCAACCAUGUCACAUAUGCAAGCAUUCUAUCUGCACUGUCUGGUCUUGCUGCCUUUGAGUACGGAAGGCAAGUCCACGGCCAAGUCUUCCGGUCAAAACUGCCGUUUUAUACCAUCCUUCAGAAUUCUUUGAUCGAUAUGUAUUCCAAAUGCGGAAACCUUUGCUACGCCAGACGGGUGUUUGAUAAAAUGCCCGAAAGAACCUCAGUUUCGUGGAAUGCCCUGCUGGCGGGUUACGGCAAGCACGGGAUGGGUAAAACCGUCGUCGAACUUUAUAACAAAAUGAGGCAAGAAAAUAAAGUCAAACCUGACGGGACCACUUUUCUGACCGUACUAUCGGGCUGCAGCCAUGGAGGAGGGAUGGAGAAAACGGGCCUCAGAAUUUUUGACGAGAUUGACUCGGCCCAACUUAGUGUCGAGCACUAUGGAUGUCUGGUGGACCUUCUUGGGCGGGCUGGCCAGUUAGAGAAGGCCUUGCGUUUCGUAAAGGAGAUGCCUUUCGAGCCCAAUGCCGCUAUUUGGAGCUCUCUGUUAGGUGCAUGUAAAGCCCACAAGAAUGUAAGCAUCGGGAAAAUCGCGGGCGAUAAGCUUCUUGAAAUGGAGCCGGAAAACUCGGCGAAUUACGUGAUCCUUUGCAACUUAUACGCUUCGGAUGGAAAGUGGAACGAAGUUAGAAAAACGAGGGAGCUGAUGAAAAGGAAUGCCGUUGUGAAAGAGCCCGGAAAGAGUUGGAUUGAAUUGGGGCGCACGAUUCAUACGUUCUUUGCUGGCGACAGGUCUCAUUCGAGGAGAGAGGAGAUUUUCGAAAAGGUGAGAGAAUUGUCGGAGAGGAUAAAGGGGGUCGGAUACUGUCCCGAUUUGGGUUCGGUUUUGUAUGAUGUCGAUGAGGAGCAGAAGGAGAGGAUGUUGUUGGGGCAUAGUGAGAAAUUGGCUUUGGCUUUUGGGAUGAUGAGUGUUUGUGAAGGGAAGGCUAUAAGGAUCAUGAAGAACCUUAGGAUUUGUGUGGAUUGUCAUAACUUUGCCAAGUUUGUGUCUCUGGUUUAUGGGAGGGAGGUGUUGAUUAGGGACAAGAGUAGGUUUCAUCACAUUGUGGAUGGGGUGUGCUUGUGUGGAGACUAUUGGUAAGUUUCUUCUCUGACAAUGAACAGUUAGUUUUACAAGUGUAUA